Messenger RNA from Brugia pahangi, 3852 nucleotides. The record is from the annotation of a GenBank genome assembly. NCBI's taxonomy places the organism in Eukaryota, Metazoa, Nematoda, Chromadorea, Rhabditida, Onchocercidae.
AUGCGGCAAAUUAUACGAACAUUUGCAAUACAUUUCGUAAUAAUUAUAAAUGUAGUACUGAUCUAUAGAAAUACUUCAGCAACUCCUGAUCAUAACCCAUCAUUUGACUAUGACUCUCAACACCACACCGAUAAUCAGAGAACAACAAGAUUUAACGAAAAUGAACAAAGUCAACAAAAAAUCGCUGAUGUUUUGGAUGAUAAAUCAAUCAAUAAUGUACACAUUCAAAUAUUUCUGGUUACUCCAAAUAAAACUCCCACAAACCCCAAAAUACGAACAAAUGAACUUCGUAAUAAAGAAAUAGGCAGUCAAGAAAAUCCCAUAUCACUUGAAAUUGAUCUUGAAAAAGGUACCGUAGACGAAGUAAGCAAUAGCCGCCAUGUGUUGCCAAGGAUCAAUGAUGAAGGAAACAUUGCAACAUUUAUUCAACCGAUUGAUCAAACUAAUAGAAAUAGCAAAGAUGGGAUGCAAUCCAAAAAAUUUGAAGGAUUAUCAAUUGAAGAAAUCGAACCAUUGAAGAGAUUUAAAUCAAAUUCUGAUAAUAUAGCAGCAAUAGACAGAAAUUGGCUGAAAGCUAAUUUUGAUAAAAUGAGUCAAACUACUUUGAAUGUAUCGGAAAACGGAUUUUCAACAUCGAAUCAUAUCAAUAACAUUAAUUCGAAUUCAGCUACCUAUAGAUUUGGAAACUUAGAAUCAAGCCAUAUCGUAGAUUAUUCAUCAUUUUUCACAAAAACUCCAUCUAUGCAAACAACUACACUAAUUUCAGAUUUCGAAGCUGUUUUCAUUUCUCCUGAACAAAUUUCCACUACUACAACAAUUUCUAUUACUGAUAAUGAAAUGCUAUUAAAGCAAACAUCAGAUCAACAAAGUUCUGAUGCAACAAUUAAUUUUAAUCCCAAAACAUUUUAUGAAGAUAAACAUUCCGGAACGUCAAGCACACAAACCGUACACUUUCUUCCUAACACCGACAGGAUUUCAGAGAAUGAAACAGAUUUCAAAAAAACGAUUUUUUCAAGCACUGGUCAUAAUGCCGUUUCUAAGAAUAUUUUACCUUUUGAACCACUUUUAACUUCCACAGUUUCUUUGCCAAAUGCAACACCGGAACUAUUAAUUUUUACUAACAAAAAAAAAUUUGAUCCAGCUCACGUUGGAAUUAAACUAUUACCGGUAUUCGAUGAAACCAGUAGAUCGUCAGGUAUAACUUUGAUUGAAAACAUUACUGAAUCGAAAAUUAAUUCUGAAAAUCGGUCAUUAUAUUUUGGUCCAGCACAUCCGGUUGCUUUCAUUGCGGUAGGUGAUCGAGAGAUUCUGGAUGAGCAAAAGUCACACAGAGAAGCUUCAUCAGUUCUCACAAUUCCGCAUAUUGCAGUUGGCGAACAGAUCAGUGAGAUGCAAGAAACUUAUCCUUCAGAUUCCGCUGAAGAUGAAACUAUGAUUAUGGGAAGACAAUCAAUGAUUGAUUUAUUACAAAAACAGGAUAGUAUUAAUACAAAACGUAUCUCAUCUCAGGAACUUACGAUGGAAUCAGCUGAAAUAGCAGAGCAAACACAAUUCAAAAAGCCUUUUCGUUCCGGAUUUAAUUCAAGAGAUGGAAUAAUUUUACCUGAUCUUGUUACUCAAGGGCAAAACAUUUCCUCGCCGGAAAUAUUUUUAAUUCCAGAACAAGAUUUUAUGGCUUCUCAACCGGAUUACAUAGAACCGAUUGAUUCAGUAAGAACUUUAAUUUCGAGUGAGCAUGCAUCACCGUCUGCUGAAUUUGGAACAAAACGAGGGAAAAGUGAAAUUCUGAAAUCUGAAUUAAUAACAUCGCAAUCAAAUACAAACAAAAUAAAAGUCAAUGAACCGAUCUAUUGUGAUAACAUUGCUACCAAUGAAGGUGAAUGUCCGAUAGUAAAUGAUAAAUCUGAUCAAAUACGAUCCGAUAUAUUAUUCUUAUUAGAUACUUCUCAUAAUAUUACUAAAAUAUACUUUCAACAAGCGGUGAAAUUUAUCAUGGACACCGUAGAACAAUUUAAAAAUAUUGGUCCUGAUGGAGUGCAGAUUUCAUUGGUACAGUUUACACGUGAACCAGUGCUGGAAUUUUCAUUCCGUAAGCAUAAUUGUAAACCUUGUCUUCUUGCUGAUAUUGGUGAUACUGAAUACAUCAGUGAUUUGAAUAGUGUUGAUAAUGUCAUUCAUAAAAUUGUCAAAUAUGGUUUUAGCAAACGAAGAGGUGAUAGGGAUGAAGUGCCGAAUGUACUUGUAAUGGUCAGUAGCGGUAUGUCCAGUGGUCAGUUCCAUGAAGCGUUACAAUUACUUGAUCCAAACAAUAUAACUGUAAUAGUAGUAUCCAUCAAAGAUACAAAUCCUCAAUUGAUUAAACAACUUAUCAGAGACGAGCAUCAUAAUCUUAUCUUCAAUGUAACUACAGUGGACAGUGGUCAACUAGCUGAUCAUUUAGCAAAGCGUAUUCGAACCACUACAAAAGAAAAAUUAGCAUUUUUCGAGAAUAGAAUAGCAAUGGAAAUGGAUCAAUCAGUUCAGGAAUUUACUGUUCAAUGUUUAAAUGAUGGAUUCAAUGUAACAUUUAAAUUACUCAAAUCAUUUGGUGGAACUAUCGUUGUUCGGGGUAAAAAUAUGACGAAAAAUUGUUCAAAAAUUAUUCAAGCUGAACAAUUCGGUGAACGUAUUGACACUCGCGAAGUUCAUUUCUUCAUUAGUUUUAAGCAAUGUAAUAUUGAAGAAAUAAUAUCGGUAAAUCCAGCAGGACUGAAUUAUUCCGCACUGAUCAAUAUAAUUCACGACAAAUGGUUAUUACACGAAUUAACAAAUUUGCGCAUUAAUCAGCGCCCACAAGGGGAUAUUAAAAUAGCAAAAAUAUUACCACUGAAUUCAAUACCACCAUUAUGUAAUUAUACAAUUCGAGCAGAUACACCAAAUGGACCGAUAAUCCAAUAUGCUAAACUUGGCGAUACUAUCUAUCAUAAAUGGGAAUGUGAAAAUAAUCACCAAGCAUUAGAUUUAUACGGAUUACACAUUCAUGAUUGUUAUGCUAAAUCAGAAAGCAAACAACAACAACAACAACAUAUUAUAAUCGAUAGUAAAGGCUGUAUUGCGGAUGCGAAUAUUGUUAACGAUGUGAUUUACUCCGAUGAUAAACUUAUGGCUUUUGCAUAUGUCAAAGUUUUUAAACUUACCAAUUCGGAACAUUUAUCAUUUCAUUGCAAGAUUAGUUUGUGCAUUAAAAAAGCGGAUGGUUGUGAAGGAAUUACACCACCUCGAUGUCCAGGAACCGAUUACAAAGAUUUAUUGAUUUAUCACCGGAAUCCUCAUAAUACGGAAUCUUUCUUGGCUGCGCUAACCACUGAGGAAGAAGUUAGAUUUACCGUUGUUCCAUCAAUGAAUGUUACCGAUUCAGCCUUUUCGCAUCAAACCGUUAAGGAACUCUCAAAUACAAAUUUACUUUGGUUGAUGAUUAUCCUUAUUGCCUUAUCUGCUAUUAUCCUUUUGAUCCUUAUCAGAUACAUUACUAGAAUGAAUAGCAAGGAUGAAUUUAUAGCUUCGGAAAGUUUAAAAAGGCAUAAAACUAUCGAUAACAUUGAUUACAUCACAUCUGCAACAACAUUCGCAAAAUUUUUGUCAAACGAAAAAAGGGUAAAGAAGGAACAAAACGAUGCUUGUCGUAGCGAAUCGCUAAAAGGAAAAAAUAAUGAUGGAGAAAUAAAAACUGAAAUCGUUUCUGUUAGUCUAAAUUCUACUAACGAUGGAAUUAGACCAUCCGUUAAGUAUGAUUCUUCGGAUGGCACUGUAUCAGCCACGGAAUCUCGUCAUGUUCAAUUUGAUCAACAUGAUGGAUCUUCUUGGUCAUUUUAA